UAUUAUUGUUGCUCAAAUGUCAUUAUCUGUUCUCUCUCUACAGUCUAAUAUGCAGAAAGCUUUUAAGAUUCUGGGUUGUUCAUCAGUGUUUGUUACUCAACGUUGGAAACCUCGUAGCAAUCAAGGGCUCUUCUCCUCAAUUUCAUUUGAAUCAUUCUCCCCAUACCCUUCUUUCUAACUGGUUCCCACCAUGGAUUCUUCUUCCUUCUCAGCUACUUCGGAUGACACCUCAUCAUCACAUCAUUCUCCUGGAAAUGUUCAAAACAUUAAGUUCUGUCAGUGGUGUGGUGGUUCAACAAAGCAUGAUAGACCUGAAGGAGAAGAAAGGUUGAGAGCUAUAUGCACAAGUUGUGGGAAAAUUGCCUAUCAGAAUCCAAAAAUGGUAGUUGGCUGCCUCAUUGAACAUGAUAACAAGGUCCUCCUUUGCAAGCGGAAGAUUGAGCCAUCUUAUGGCCUAUGGACACUUCCAGCUGGUUAUUUGGAAAUUGGAGAGUCAGCUAUGGAAGGUGCUAUCAGAGAAACAAGGGAGGAAGCCAAUGCUGAUGUGGAAGUAAUUUCUCCCUUUGCUCAAUUGGAUAUUCCUUUAAUUGGCCAAACUUAUAUAAUCUUCCUAGCAAAGCUGAAGAAGCCCCAUUUUUCACCUGGUCCAGAAUCAUUAGAAUGCCAGCUUUUUUCGCUAAAUGAAAUACCAUUUAAUUCUCUAUCUUUUUCAUCAAUGAUGGUUACUUUAAGUUUGUAUGUUGAGGAUAUUAAGGCAGGAAAGCCCAAAUUCCAUUAUGGCACUAUUAACAAAAGGCCUGGUACUAGUCCUUCUGAUACUCAUGCUUAUACAUUGGAUCAUCAUAUGCUAUCAUGACCCAUGACAAGCUGUACUCUGGAUAUCUGUAGAUUUAAGUAGAAGAAAUUUGUUGAGUGCUAUCAGCAUGUGCAAGAACUCAUACUACAGGACUUUGGCAUUAGAUUGUGGAAUCCAGUCAAUCUAUUUUAAAAACAUCAUCACUGAAAUAACAUGAAAGAUCUAAACAUCACUGGCUUAAAUUCACAAUUGUUGUAAUAUUGAUUGGCAAUUGGUUCAAUUCAAGAAAGACAUGUUACUUCUGUAAUUCAUGAUCACCAGCAACACCCACCCCCCUUCUCUUCUACUGGAUGUAUUAUAUCAGAUUGAUGGGCUUUUUCUCUCA
This is a messenger RNA of Gastrolobium bilobum, 1181 nucleotides long. Its product is annotated as nudix hydrolase 23, chloroplastic-like. Bases 191 to 856 code for a protein of 221 amino acids. The record is from RefSeq and is a predicted model, not a curated record. Gene Ontology annotation, molecular function: hydrolase activity. The transcript has 8 exons. Lineage: Eukaryota; Viridiplantae; Streptophyta; Magnoliopsida; Fabales; Fabaceae.